AACAAGUGUCUUCUUCAUUUGUGGCUAAAAUGAAUGGAACUGUGCACUACGCUAUGGUGGCUUUGCGUCAGACAUCCGGUUGCAAGAUCAUUGCGGAUUAUUCCACGAAUCCAAACCCGGUCUAUCGUACUAUCGCUCUCAGUACUAUCGAUGGUCUAAAAACCGUCGAGGACGACAAGAUCAGCGUCGAUAACAGUAGAUAUACGGUACAUGUGCUGAUUGGGGAACUUUACUAUAUUUGUUUGACAUCGAAAGUGAACUGCCCCUCAUCAGCGAUAUGGGUAGAAUCGUGCUCUCAAAUAUUUUUGCAGAGGCUACGGGCAGUUUAUAAAGAUUUACCAUUAGCAGAUUUGUCGAAAAAUUUAAUCAAUCUCACGGAAGAUGAGUUCUCAAAACCAUUAAAAAAAAUAAUUGAAGAAUAUAAUCAAGGUAUUGGCUGUAAGAAUCUGACUUCAAAGUUAGAAGAAGAAUUGAUUGAAGUACGUCGCAUUUUGAUGAAUGGAGUCCAAAAGUUGAUUGAUAGGGGCGAAAGGUUGGACGAACUCAUCCGAAAGACGCAAAAUCUCGAAAUUUCGGCUUGGUUCCGUGGUAUCAUUACCCGCAAUCAUCUUCGUAAACUUCACGAAAAGGCGACGAUUCUGCAACGUCAUUGGCGCGGUUAUUAUACCAGGAUGUUCAUCAUUAAUCAGUAUUUGGUCAUACGUGUUCACCAGAUGUGGCAAGAUCAUUACAAUAAUAUGGCAAUGAGAAUCCAAGCCGUUUGGAGGGGAUAUUGGUCUAGAAAAACAAAGAUCAAUUUUUUGCAGUUUCAACGAUGGUUGAAAAAUGUUUAUAUAAAGAACAAUGAAACUUUAGAAAACAUGCAAAGAUUUAGACAACGAGAGUUUGAGCAUAUGGAAAGUUUAAUUGAACAAGAAGCAAUGCUUUGGAUUUUAUUUAUUUUGUUUAAGGUAAAAUAA
Molecule: messenger RNA, 959 nt
Organism: Atta colombica
Lineage: Eukaryota; Metazoa; Arthropoda; Insecta; Hymenoptera; Formicidae
Product: vesicle-associated membrane protein 712
Exons: 5
Coding region: 30-959 (309 amino acids)
Molecular function (GO): protein binding
Source: RefSeq, a predicted model, not a curated record